This is a messenger RNA of Esox lucius (northern pike), 3414 nucleotides long. Its product is annotated as guanine nucleotide-binding protein G(q) subunit alpha. Lineage: Eukaryota; Metazoa; Chordata; Actinopteri; Esociformes; Esocidae. The transcript is spliced from 7 exons. The coding region runs from base 859 to 1938 and encodes 359 amino acids. Gene Ontology annotation, cellular component: heterotrimeric G-protein complex. Gene Ontology annotation, molecular function: GTPase activator activity; G protein-coupled receptor binding; guanyl nucleotide binding. Gene Ontology annotation, biological process: action potential; adenylate cyclase-modulating G protein-coupled receptor signaling pathway; phospholipase C-activating dopamine receptor signaling pathway. The record is from RefSeq and is a predicted model, not a curated record.
AGGUUAUGGUAUUAUAGGCAUAGGCCUACUUUGGACUCGCUUUUCUUCUGAGGACACUCCCAACCACUGUCCAACGUCACUGGCCAGGAGUGCAUGGUCCUUGUAAUGAAAAUAAACGGGAAUUUCGGAAAGGGAAAGAAGCUGGAGAAAAAAUAAGAUUAUGUAUUAUUGGUCAAACAAACGUUAAGCGUAAUAAUCGAAGUGUCCCUCUUUUUGAAGGCACACAGGUGAAGGUUUUUUCCGUUUUGGGAAGUAGGCUAAACAUGAGAUUGGCGUUUGCGUGUUUUUUUUUUUUUUCACAAGAGAGAGAUAACUGUAUUCCUGCCUAGCGGAUUGGAGUGAAAGUCCGCCAUAUUCUGCCUUACCACGCCCGGGAGUCGAGCUGUUGGAAAUAAAGCGUGCACAUUUAUUCAUAUAUUUGCAAUCGAACGGAUGAUAGAAUUACUGAACGUAUAGCGUAUGACAGAAAUAUGUGAAUCGGGCGACUGAGCAAGAAUGAAAACGGUUAUCACAUAGAAGACUACGGAUGGUGCCUUAAACGGAUCUGUUGAUCAUAUUGAGAAGGACAUCAUCCGAUACCCAAUUAACAUUUUACUGACAUUUAGUUAACUCCCCGAGCCACUGUUUGCUGACUGACCGUCGGUCAGAAAGCAAAACGAAAGGCGGGGGAGGGGGCAAGAAUUUAUCCAACAGGCUAGCAUAUAUUUUCCUUUUUCUCCAUCUAUGCUAUGCCACUUUAUAUUAAACGCGUCCAUGUUUUUUCUGCAACCGUGAGAGCGUGAUUUGACAUCAGUUCAUUGUAUACAUUAAUUGCAACUGGAAUCUGAAUAAAGGAGCAGGAAAAGUGAUUUUAAAAGAAUGACCCUAGACUCCAUAAUGGCGUGUUGCCUCAGCGAGGAGGCGAAAGAAGCCAGACGGAUCAACGACGAGAUCGAAAGGCAGCUCCGCCGGGAUAAGAAGGAUGCUCGCCGCGAAUUGAAGCUGUUGCUUCUGGGUACUGGAGAGAGUGGGAAGAGCACCUUCAUCAAGCAGAUGAGAAUCAUCCAUGGUGCUGGUUACUCAGAGGAGGACAAGAGGGGCUUCACCAAGCUGGUUUACCAGAACAUCUUCACUGCCAUGCAGUCAAUGAUCCGCGCCACGGAGACCCUCAGGAUCCCUUUCAAAUAUGAGCACAACAAGGGCAAUGCCAACGUGGUCCGAGAGGUGGAUGUGGAGAAGGUCUGCACGUUUGAGAACCCAUACAUAGACGCCAUCAAGUGUUUGUGGAACGACCCAGGCAUCCAGGAGGCUUAUGACAGGAGGCGGGAGUACCAGCUGUCUGACUCCACCAAAUAUUACAUGAAUGCACUGGACCGGAUCGCCGAGUCGUCUUACCUCCCCACCCAGCAGGAUGUUCUGAGAGUCCGGGUUCCCACCACCGGCAUCAUCGAGUACCCCUUUGACCUCCAGAGUGUCAUCUUCAGGAUGGUGGAUGUGGGGGGUCAGAGGUCAGAGAGGAGGAAGUGGAUCCACUGCUUUGAGAACGUCACGUCCAUCAUGUUUCUGGUGGCGCUCAGCGAGUACGACCAGGUGCUGGUAGAAUCUGAUAAUGAGAAUCGGAUGGAAGAGAGCAAAGCCUUGUUCAGGACCAUCAUCACAUAUCCCUGGUUCCAGAACUCCUCAGUCAUCCUGUUCCUCAACAAGAAGGACCUUUUGGAGGAGAAGAUCAUGUACUCUCACCUUGUUGACUACUUUCCAGAGUAUGACGGUCCCCAGAGAGAUGCCCAGGCUGGCAGGGAGUUCAUCCUGAAGAUGUUUGUGGACCUAAAUCCAGACAGCGACAAGAUCAUUUACUCCCACUUCACCUGCGCCACGGACACCGAGAACAUCCGCUUUGUGUUUGCAGCCGUCAAAGACACCAUCCUGCAGCUCAACUUGAAGGAGUACAACUUGGUGUGAAACCGGUUAGAGUCCUUGAAGGGACUUGUUUAGCAUGAGCGGAGCACAGCUGGCGCCCAGAGACCCUUCUCCAACACUGACUGACUGUCAAAUCUGUGAAAAUUACAAAAAAACUGAAGAAAAGCUACAAACAUCUAAUGGUUGCCUAAUACUAAUUUAUUGCCAUUGUUGACCAUUCCUUUCUUUUUUCUAUUUAAAAGAAAACAUGAUUGAGAGGUUUGAAGGUCCUUGUUGGAUAUGAAUAGCACAGUUCCUUUAAAAAGGUAGGCCAAGCGUUGUGAUUUUGUUUUUUCUUUUAAGACACUCGUAUUGUGCUCUCAUUGUGGUGGCUGGGAUCUGUCCAACACCAACUGAACCAAGGUUCUCCUGCCUUUUGCUUUUAUCUGAAGUUCUAUAAAUCAACAAAUUUUACUCCAAAAGUGUUAAGUGUUGAUACCAGACACACACAGGUGGUGUGGAGCGAUGGACCAGAAAUUUAUGAGACAGUGUUUAAUUUAGUCACGCUGUGCCACACUCACUUUUUAAGGUCCCAUUUAUUGCAGAAGCCACAAGAAUGCAAUGUUACCUUGAGGCAUCACGCUGUUAACUAAAAAGUGUAUUGGAGGCAAGACGGGACCCAGCCUUUUGAAGCCAUCAAGAGUUUAACAUGCUAGGGUUUCAUUGUAUUAGGUUAUCCUUCCCUCCCCAUCUUGUAUUCAUAGAUGAAUGCCAAAACCACUUGUAUGCCAAGCUUGGCGAAAAACACAUUUACUGGAGUUGACAGGGGUUGUUGUUGUCAUUGUUGUUGUAAUGCCAAACUGAGGGGCCAAUUGUUUUGUGAGAAAAUUAUUAUUGAUAGUAGAACCUAAACUCCUGCAGACCAGUUGUGAUUGUUGUAUUCCAUAGGCCCAUAUUAAUCUAAUCUUGGGUUUGGUACUUCUUACACAGUAUGACUUUUUUUUAUUUUGCCCAUACAGCGGCACAGACCGGGGAUUAAGGACCUUGCUCUAUUCCAGAUUGGUCACAGAUUCAGCUGUCAGAAUCUGCCUUUGACAGUGGCGCUUCUCUUGUAGAGGUACUGCUAGUCUUUUCUCACUGCCUGUACUGAGCUGGACCACCGAAAAUGCAGCCGUAGCAGCCAAUUACAGCGCAGAUGUCUCGCAGACUAACCAAUCACAAUGCAACGGUGUCCUUUUGAUUGUCCAAUCACAGCCCGACUGUCCGACUGUUUUAGUUUGCUAGCAGUGGAGUUGAUUAGCCGUUUCCUGUGUUAAAAGGGGCAGAGCUUUGAGCACAAUUUGUACCAAAGUAACCCCUCACAUCUGAUUGGCUCUAGUGGCUCUGACCCCAACUUAUUUCUCUGAGUAUCUGUGUUUUUUGUAACAAUUCCCUAAACAUAAGCCUGUAAUUUACAUUUUAUUGAGGCAUAGUGCAAUUAUGAACGCUAUAAUCAUUGUACAUACAUCUCUCUCUCUCUCGCUAUAUAUAUAUAUAUAU